AGGGGAACAAGCGGCAUAGAUAUUGAUCUUGAAAAGGUGGACAUUAACCAAUGCCCUGUGCCUUAUGGUUCCAAUGAAGACAACGUCUUUGCAGGAUCGGCAAGGUGUAAAGAAGAAACGACAAAGUGUAUCGUUAUUUCUGGUCUUGGAUUUCGAAGAGGGUCAUAUAAAUGUGUUUGUAAACCUGGUUAUUACUUUCCUGAUUCAUCGUCAUCACAAAAAUUCUUCAAGGGUACAGAGAUAGAAGCACAAUAUGCCUUGAAACGUAAAGGGUUACCAAACAAGUAUGACAUUUCCUUCAAUUGCCUUGCAUGUGCUGCGGGUUGUGAUGUGUGCGAAGAUAAUAGCCCAUGUGUGCUCAGAUUAAAUUGGAUCCAACGAAGUAUUCUAUUAGCUAUAUCCGGACUCAUGAUGAUUUCAAUUGCUGUCUUGAUGUGGUUUUCGGUGCAAUAUAGAGAGGUCAAGGUAAGUUUUUUUUCAGAAUUCCAAUUUUGCAUCUGCAAAAAAGUGAUGAUAAUUACAGGAAGUCAGGGCCUAUGGUAA
Messenger RNA from Lottia gigantea (owl limpet), 543 nucleotides. RefSeq lists its product as hypothetical. The record is from RefSeq and is a predicted model, not a curated record. The annotation marks the transcript as partial. Lineage: Eukaryota; Metazoa; Mollusca; Gastropoda; Lottiidae. The transcript is spliced from 3 exons.